AUGCGAAUAUCAAUCAAGUUUGGUGUACUGUCACUGGUGUUCCUUGUUGCUACUAUAAUACUGUUGAGUCUAUUACAACUCGAUAGGAGACAACCAUCUUCAAGAACAAAUGAUGAUGAGGUGCAUCACAAUAGACAUAUCAAUGUAUUGGCUAAAGAUCUAAACUUUAAAUGGGGAAUAACAAAUCAUACCGCAUCAUCAGUGGACAAUGGCAAUGGCAAUGACAACGAUACACUUGAAGAACAACAGAUAAAGAUGAAGAGAUGUAGGAAUACUGUACAAGGUACAAACAAGAGGAUGUUGGACAACAGUAGCGAGAGUAAUAAUAAUAAUAGUAGUAGUAGUGUAGUCGAUGAUGAGAUAUUCAUUGAUGACCAUGAACAUCGUAUACAUGAUGAUGAUCAUGAUGAUGUGGAGGAUGAGGAGGAGUCACCAGUUGCAACAAGAUUGACAGUAUCAAGUGUAUUCAAACAGUUCUCAUGUUAUAGCUGCAGUGACAAGUAUCACUGUUGCAGUGAGUAUGAGUUCUGUGUAUCAUGUUGUAUGCGCACCGAUAAGAUACCAGUGCUCGAAGUUAUAUUGGCAAAGAUGGUCGAUCGUGGAAUCAGUCCAUCAUAUCUACGCAACCAAUUCGAUCUGUGUACGAUGGCCUGUCGCACCUCAUCACGAUCACUGAUACAUCAACGCGAGUACAAACGUCCCCAUCUGAAAUACUGCUAUGGAACAAAGCUGCCGCCAUAG
Messenger RNA from Acytostelium subglobosum LB1, 741 nucleotides. RefSeq lists its product as hypothetical. The coding region runs from base 1 to 741 and encodes 246 amino acids. NCBI's taxonomy places the organism in Eukaryota, Evosea, Eumycetozoa, Acytosteliales, Acytosteliaceae. The record is from RefSeq and is a predicted model, not a curated record. The transcript has 2 exons. Gene Ontology annotation, biological process: positive regulation of SREBP signaling pathway.